Pecten maximus is the source of this 2879-nucleotide messenger RNA. RefSeq lists its product as uncharacterized. NCBI's taxonomy places the organism in Eukaryota, Metazoa, Mollusca, Bivalvia, Pectinida, Pectinidae. The transcript has 11 exons. Gene Ontology annotation, molecular function: ubiquitin-protein transferase activity. The record is from RefSeq and is a predicted model, not a curated record. The coding region runs from base 907 to 2658 and encodes 583 amino acids.
CCGAUAUCGGACUGGCAAAACAGUGUUACUAGUAGUACGUUUUUGUCAACGAAAAAUGUACGUACAUAUUGUGUGUCAAAUUUAUCUACUGCUAUAGUAGUAGAUAAAUUUGUACACAAAAAGUGUACGUACAAAUCCUGUGUCAAAAACCUGUUACUAGUAACACAUUUUUGACACGAAAUUUGUACGUACAUAUUUUAUGUACAAAUUUAUCUACUACUUCCAAAUAUCAAUUAACAUUCCUUUUAUUCCUGAUUGAUUACCAUGCGGCCGUAUGUUGACUGCAUCCGAUAGGAAUAUGAGAAAACAAUUAGCCUUUAUCGCAUUUGCACGAGGUAAACCAGACAUAUUUCGGUUUCGAGAUCAUACCUUGUUGCGGCGGCGAGAAGCUACAACAUCAACUUCAUCAUGUGAGUAUAUUACCUUUUCUUUACAUAUUUGUAUUGGCAUGGUUAUUAUUACACCAAUUUGUAUCAGUUUUGUUGUAAAUAUUUGUUUCUUAAGUAUACUAAACAAUUUUUAUCGUUUUAUAACAGGGACUACAUUCCAAUAAGGAAUUCAAAUAUACAGGAUGAUACGAAAAUCUUCUUUCCUGUACCAGCUGACGGAGCUCUUACUUUGAAUGACUUGCGUAGUGCAUUUCCAUCCAUUACAUCUCUGAGAUAUUUAGAUUCAGAAGAUGAAAGACAACAUCAUAUUCUCUGCAGAGAAAACACAUUUUUAGAACCAGUUGAUGGGUGGAAGAAAUCAGGACGUACCUAUCUGGCCGUGUGUGGAUCGAUUGCGCAAGAGAGUUCAAGAUAUGGAGUAUUUGAGUCAUAUAGACGACAGCUGACAGCACGGCCACAACCUCCGCAUUCAACGGCACAGAAAGCACCUGUGAGAUCUCGUGAUUGCAGUACAACUAUGCUGACAGUCGGUCAUGGACAUUUCAAAUCUGGCAGAUUUACUAGGAUUAGUGCAACUAGUUUGUCAUCUUGUGGAGGGCUUGUUGUCGUCGGCCCCUUCUCAACUACAACAAAUACAUCUGAAGAAAUCCGAUUGGCUGCAUAUGAGAAGUUUUGCCGGCAGAACAGAAUGUUUCGUAAAAAAUAUAAAUCAAGCGAUCAACUGUACUUGCUUUUCCCUGAUGGUUCCCGUGUGGAAGGACUUCCAAAUAGGAAGGAUGCAAACUUUUCAAUCAUCGAAUACAGAAAUUUUGUUGACCCAACCAAGCGUUUCGACAGAUUAAGACUGUACUUAUGUGAUAAAGUCAACUUUGAAUUGAGCCAACCCUUCACAAUUUUAACAGAUAGUUCAUCAGACGAAAAUCUGCCAUCUUUAUUGAUGCCAACUCAAAAGAGGGAUACACCUUCACCUGCUACAUGUCAGAAAGAAGCCAAUACAAGCUCUGAUGACGACACAUUACCGCUCGUUAUCGAAGUCGUUUUUCAUCACGAGUCUACUACAAUCAGUGAAACAUUUCCGAAUAAUACUCUGGGAUCUGUGUUGAUUGCAUAUGUCGCGGGACUAGAGAAUUUGCCAGUGUCGUCUACCGUUUUAAGGAUCAAAGAGAGUGAUGUCAUCAUCCAGGCCGAGAAACGUUUAUUUGAGUUGACUGAUUUAUCAUCAACAAUUCACGUAUGCGUCGAACAAAAAACAAUGGGUACCGAUGUGGAAGAAGUUUCCAAUUCAUUACCGAUCCGAGCCAAAUAUGAAACUGAAAAUGAUGAAGAUGUCGUCGCAGAGGGACUGGUGAGGCAUACCCUAAGAUUAAUGGAUAACGUAUCGGAGCCUAAGGAAAUUUUAAGACGAUACCAGAGUGUCUUCCUACAAGGGCGGACAUUAGAUCUUACCUCGGAUGAGGAGACGAUAGAGGGAGAAACCACUCCGCUCUACAUUAGAAGGGUUGAACUGUUCAAAGACGCGGUUGAAGAGCUGAAGUACCAAGAGAACAUCAGAUUGCCGUUGGAAAUCAACUUCUGUGGAGAGGCGGCACAGGAUCUGGGAGGUCCCAGAAGAGAAUUUUUCGCAUAUAUCAAUCAAUAUGCGAAAGACAAUCUCCUGGAAACAUAUCAGAACAAUGUCAAGUUGCGUCAUGUCAAUGAAGAGGCUGUUGCAAGACAGCAUUUCUUCUACGGAGGAUUGUUGAUAGGUCUCGGCAUUAUCGAAGGUGGAGAGAGACCCGAAUUUCUUGACAGCGUCUUAAAAUUCUCUGAAGAAACCGAAGCAAGGACGCAUUUUGUGAAGGGACUCAAAAGAACGGGUAUUUGGCAGCUUAUGCAAAAACGGGGGACACUGAAAUAUCUUUUUCAACCAACACAGGAAGGACACAUUGCUAUCAAUAAAUUUAUUCAAACAUUUGAAGUGCGUUUUUCCGAACAAGGCUCAAAUAAGAGGUCACUAGAGGAAGCAGCUUAUCGAGCAUUCGUGAAGUACGCAAGAGAAGUAUAUGCGGGAAGACGAGAAGGUAUGACUUUAGAGAAAAUUAUGAAAUUUGUAUGCGGAGCUGAAAAGGAGCCUCUUCUGGGUUUCAGCAUGAAACCAACAAUUGAAUUCUCUGCCGAAGGCGUUCUGCCGACUGCUGCUACGUGCAUUUUCAGAUUGUGUCUACCGUUGAACGCCAAUGUUGACUUGUUUGACCUAGCAUUCAUGUCGGGUCAUUUUGGUAUGGUGUAGGCAUAUCUGUACAUUACAUCUGAGCUGAUUUCAAUGUCUUAGUGCACAGUCCUGACAGCGCACUGCUGGUACAUGUAAGGCCUCUAUAGAGAGGAUCGUCUUACAACAGACUGAGUAUUAGAAUACGUUCUCAAUCAAACCAUUGUACUUUUCGAGAUGAUAUUCCUCAUAUGUUUAUAGUAAUAGUAUUACUGAAUAAAAGUAAUUCUAAAUCCUAAACU